This is a messenger RNA of Brassica rapa (field mustard), 1344 nucleotides long. RefSeq names its product oleosin-B2. Gene Ontology annotation, biological process: sexual reproduction; lipid storage. The record is from RefSeq and is a predicted model, not a curated record. NCBI's taxonomy places the organism in Eukaryota, Viridiplantae, Streptophyta, Magnoliopsida, Brassicales, Brassicaceae. Gene Ontology annotation, cellular component: membrane; extracellular region; monolayer-surrounded lipid storage body.
AUCCGAAUACGAUUUAAAUUUCUAAACCUAAAAAUUCAAAAUCUGAAUAGAUUAACUGAAUCCGAACGGAUAUAUGAAUGUUCAUCCUCAGAAAACUAUACAACAAAUCUCUUAGUUCAAUAUACAAUAAAUAAUCUAAUAAACAAUUUAAUUUCGCGUUAUAUGUCUGGAUUACUGCCUAGUUUCUAGUAAAGUGUUUGGAAAUAAGAAAAUUUCUUAAACGAAACUGUUUGUCUCGUAUUUUCUGUAAACACUCAAUAUGGCUGAAUUAAAAUCCGUGGUUAGAUCGCAAUUAUCUCGAACUAUUGCAAAAAACUGCAUCCUCGGAUCUAUCUACCUGAAGGAUUUGGUUUAGGCCCUUUAGGGUGUUCUAACCGUAAACAUGACAAGUAACGUUUGAGCUUUGACAAGAAAGAAAAGAAGGCUAAAAACAUGACAACCUACGCCUACGCGCGCGCGCGCACACACACACAAAAGAAGAGAAUAUGACGUGACGUAAUGUAACGUAGAUCUCUUACUUACUCACGUCGUUGUACAUGUAGACUACACAACUCCAUAAAAUCCGUUUCUUCCCUCCACCACCACCAGUCAUCCAAAUCCAACAUUAAUUUUUCACAAAAUGUUAUCUUUUUUCAGCCGAUUGUUGGAUGUUAUCAAGGUUGUUGUUGCUUCCGUGACUUCCGUUGUCUUAUUUCUCUUUGCGGGUCUAACACUCUCCGGUUCAGCCGUGGCAUUAGUUGUAUCCACACCGCUUUUCCUCAUAUUCAGUCCAAUUCUUGUUCCCGCCACUAUAGCCACUACUCUCCUAGCCUCUGGGCUCACGGCCGGUGCCACCCUCGGAAUCACCGCCAUUAGUCUCAUCAUGGGGCUCAUCAAGACAGCGGAAGGAAGUUCGUUGGCACGGUUAGCCCAAACACCAUUGAAACUGUUUAAGUUUUCAGGUGGAUUUGGAGGAUCAUGGGGAGGAAAAUCAUUUUCUGGAACAUUUGGAAAUAAAGGAUCUCAAUCGUCCGGAAAUAUCCCAGGAUGGUUAAAAAAUCUACUCAAUGGUAUACCAGCGGGUGGAGCGGUACCCGCAGCAGGAGAAGCUGCACCUGCACCCGCGGCAGGAGGAGCUGCACCUGCACCCGCGGCACCCCCAGGAUAAGGGAAAUUAGCCGAGCUUGUCCAAACAUAUAGCAUAUACUAAUUUUGUAUCAAUUAUAGAUUUUAUCAAAUUAAAAGGAAAAAGUCUUCUUAUUAAUACGUUCUAUGUAAUGAUGAAAAAUAUGUGGCUACAUAUAUAUAUGUAUGGAUAAUUUCCUGAGCUCUAAUAAGACACAAAGUACAGAAGAUCAAGAAUCA